Messenger RNA from Taeniopygia guttata (zebra finch), 1969 nucleotides. Its product is annotated as pinopsin. Gene Ontology annotation, cellular component: membrane. Gene Ontology annotation, biological process: phototransduction; visual perception; G protein-coupled receptor signaling pathway. Gene Ontology annotation, molecular function: G protein-coupled receptor activity. Lineage: Eukaryota; Metazoa; Chordata; Aves; Passeriformes; Estrildidae. The record is from RefSeq and is a predicted model, not a curated record.
UGGAUAUAUAUAUAUAUAUAUAUGUAUAUAUAUAUAUAGUGAGAGAGAGAGAGAGAAAUACAUAUAUAUGGCCCAAUUAAGUAUAUAUACUGCAUGUAUAUUUAUAUUUAUUUCUGUUUAAUAUGUAUUUAGUAGCCUUGAAGCCCAGCAAACCCAGGGCACAGGGAAUGAUGUCCAGAUCCAGUUGCCAGCGCUGGGCUCACAGGAAAACCCACCUGGAAAGCACAAAGAAAAAAAUACCUACUCAAUUAAAUGAAGCUCUGUUCAGCCAUCAGAUUUUUGUUUAAGUCACUCUUUAUCCCCUCGGGAAUAAAGAGCUGAUUAUAAAAAGCAGGAGGGAGGACAAACCCUACAGAUUAAAAUAAAGCUUAAGGUAUUGGAAAGCCAAGCUGCUCUGGGGCACGUUGGCUCCUCCAGCUCUAUAAAGGGGCUCUGCUUUUGGGGGACUCACCUGCCCCAGGUGCUGCUGCUCCAUGGACAGCACCCAGGAGCCCCCAAACAGCAGCACCCCGGGGCCUUUUGAUGGCCCUCAGUGGCCCCACCAGGCCCCCCGGGCCACCUACCUGGUGGUGGCUGUGCUGAUGGGGCUGGUGGUGGCCUCGGCCUCGCUGCUCAACGGGUUGGUCAUCGUGGUGUCCGUCAGGCACAAGCGGCUGCGCUCGCCCCUCAACUACAUCCUGCUGAACCUGGCCGUGGCCAACCUGCUGGUGACGCUCUGCGGCAGCUCCGUCAGCCUCUCCAACAACAUCAGCGGCUUCUUCGUGUUUGGGGAGCGGCUCUGCCAGCUGGAGGGCUUCAUGGUGUCCCUGACAGGCAUCGUGGGGCUGUGGUCCCUGGCCAUCCUGGCCUUGGAGAGGUACCUGGUGGUCUGCAGACCCCUGGGAGACUUUCGGUUCCAGCAGCAGCACGCUGCCAGUGGCUGUGCCUUCACCUGGGGCUGGUCCCUGCUCUGGACAACCCCACCACUCCUGGGCUGGAGCAGCUACGUGCCUGAAGGCCUGAGAACCUCCUGCGGGCCCAACUGGUACACAGGUGGCAGCAACAACAGCAGCUACAUCCUGGCCUUGUUUGUCACCUGCUUUGUGAUGCCCCUCAGCCUGAUCCUCUUCUCCUACACCAACCUGCUGCUGACCCUGCGGGCGGCCGCGGCGCGGCAGCAGGAGUCGGACACGACGCAGCAGGCGGAGCGGGAGGUGACGCGCAUGGUGGUGGCCAUGGUGGUGGCCUUCCUCACCUGCUGGCUGCCCUACGCCACCUUUGCACUGGUGGUGGCCACCCACAAGGACAUUGUCAUCCAGCCAGCCCUGGCAUCCCUGCCCUCCUACUUCUCCAAGACAGCCACGGUUUACAACCCCAUCAUCUAUGUCUUCAUGAACAAACAGUUCCAGAGCUGCCUGCUGGGAAUGCUGUGCUGUGGUCACCACCCUCGGGGGAUGGGGAAAACCUCUCCAGCUGCCCCCAGUCCCCAGGUCGCUGCAGAGGGGCUGAGGAACAAGGUGACACCAUCUCACCCCGUGUGACAGCUGCCAGCUCCAGGAUCUGCCUGUGCCACCCACAGCAGCACAGAGGGGCUCGGGGUGGAGCUGAUGGGGGCCUCUGAGGUUGGAGAGAUCCCCAACAACAACAAAAAAGACAUGACAGUGUCUUCUUGCAGGUGAGGAGCCAUUCCAUCAUGGGAGAAACUGCAGAUUUCCCUCUCCUAAGGAACACCCUCCCUCCCAGCCCCUCACCUUGGAGCCUUUCAAGAACACCAAAUAAAAAAUGAACAGUAAUUUUUCCUCAGUGCCCAACAUCCCAGGUGGCUGUUUGGCCCAGAGUCAGGUGGAACACGAUCUGUCACCAUCCCCUGACAGACCAAGCCCUGUCUGCAUCGCCUGGUCCUGCUGGGAAGUUCAGGGAGAUGCUGUAAAUCUGGCAUAAAUCCAGCAGCAAUGUUUAGGAGCCAACUGUGUUAAUAAACACUGAUAAA